Messenger RNA from Paramuricea clavata, 1276 nucleotides. The record is from the annotation of a GenBank genome assembly. Lineage: Eukaryota; Metazoa; Cnidaria; Anthozoa; Malacalcyonacea; Plexauridae.
GAGACAACAGGGGCCCCCACACCAAAUAUGCUCCGUCACGCCAAUUUGAAUCACGUGUUACAAUAUGCAACAUUGUGUAAACUGUAAACACUCAAGAGUGACUAGACUAAACUCAUUUUCUCAAGUUUGUCUCCUGUAAGCGCUAGCUGAGCCAAAAUACAACAUACAUCAAUAAUUCAGCGAAUACUAUGCCUGAGCAAGAAGCGAAGAAAACUGACGACUACCUUGACAACAUACUAAAGAUAGCGAAAAGCAACGUUGUAAAUGAUCAUUUAGAAACUCUCAAAAACGUGCCAAGACCGGCUAGAGGCUUUUGUAUCAAAGCUGAUCUUAAAAUGUCUACAAAUGGUCGUGGGGUUGGUGUGUUUGCGGCCGAAUUUCUAUCGGCUGGGACACGGGUCGAAAGAGAUGAAUUAGUGGAAACGAGUUUUACAAAGGAGGAGGCGUACGCGUUUCUAGAAGCGGUACCAAACGACGAGCAAAGAAAAUGGUGGCUAGAACAUAAUUAUUGCUUGGAUGGUGUGAUGAAAAGUGAUAUGGUUGAGCUUGACUCAAUGAUGGUGAAUCAUUGUGAUAAUCCAACUCUAGUUGUACGUGAAGAUGGUUUUGAUUAUACUACGAGAGAUAUUAAUAUAGGAGAAGAAUUGACUGAAGAUUAUAGGACGUAUGAUAUAGUACCUUACUAUGAAGAACUAUGUAAGAAGUAUGGGGCUGAACAUUUUAGUAAUGAGUGGAAAUAAACUAUGCUUGAUUUACGGCCCUGUAUUGCCAUUCCUUUUACAUGGAUGCAGCACACUGCAGGCCGAAUCUACUAGGUAUCUACAUUACCUAUAAACGAGGCCAAGGGGUUAUGACCGACAGGCGACAUUCUUUAAAAAGAGGCGACAGACAUCUAAAAAAGAGCGAUAAACGACAACUUCUGACUGGGAAAAAGCGACAAAUUGUGAUUUGUGUUAUGGGUCAAAAGUGACAGUGACAUUUAUUAUUUAUUAAAACAAGCGACAAAGCAGCUACAAAAUGAGUGACAAGCGACAUCGGUUACACCCUUGGCCCUGGUGUGCCUUAUAAACCAAAUACGGCAAAUAGUGUGUACUUAUUUGCUAUUAUUUGCUUUAAUAUAUUGCUCUAAAGAUAAUAUAAAUUUAAUUAAAGUGGUUUAGCCUUCCAGGAUAUCUGAAAGGCGAGUUUUCAGCAGUGGCGUACUAUGUACUUUAUUAAUAAUAUAUUAUAUUCUAGAAGUAAAUAAUUAAUAUAUGGAAUGGAGACAGGAGAGGAU